This is a messenger RNA of Aureobasidium subglaciale EXF-2481, 1212 nucleotides long. RefSeq lists its product as uncharacterized. The record is from RefSeq and is a predicted model, not a curated record. The coding region runs from base 1 to 1212 and encodes 403 amino acids. Gene Ontology annotation, molecular function: FMN binding; oxidoreductase activity. Lineage: Eukaryota; Fungi; Ascomycota; Dothideomycetes; Dothideales; Saccotheciaceae. The transcript is spliced from 3 exons.
AUGUCCGAAAGAUUGCCUCACGAUUUGAACUGCUUGACCAUCUCCGAGCUGCAGAAGCAUGCUGCGGUUAUGAUGGACAAGCAGACUCGUGAUUACUAUAACGAGGGUUCUGAUUCUGGCAGCACACUUCAAGAGAACUUGGACGCUUAUGCCAAAUAUCGCAUUCGACCCAGAGUCCUGCGAGAUGUAUCAAAAAUUGAUACCAGCGUAAACAUCUUUGGACAUAAGAAUGCCAUCCCGUUGGGAGUGGCACCGACAGCGAUGCAAAGGCUUGCUCACUCCGACGGAGAGUUGGCAACGGCAAGAGCCUGCAAAAAGAUGGGCAUUGCGAUGGGACUUUCUUCUUUUGCGACCACCACACUAGAAGAUGUUGCCGAAGCGAAUGGCGAAAACCCGCACGUGCUACAAUUGUACCUCUUUGAGGAGCGCGACCAUAGUGUCAAGCUGCUGAAGAGAGCAAAGGAAGCCGGCUACAAGGCCGUGUUCCUCACUGUCGACACACCUAUCCUGGGCCGCCGCAAUCUCGAGAUUAGAAAUCAGUUCAAGUUGCCAGCGCAUCUCAAGAUCCCCAACUUCGAGGAACAAGGAGACAAGAAGCCAGAGGCUGAGGCCGAACAGAGAGGCCAAGGCAAGACUCGAAGAGGCAGCGAAGCUGGAUAUACCGACAGUGAGGGCAAGAGAGUGGUACCGACUGGACCCAUCACAUUCCACUCGCACGCAGCAAACCCAACACUUUCCUGGGAGCGGGAUAUCGAGUGGUUAAAGAAGGAGUGUGGCAACGAGAUGCAGGUUUGGGUCAAGGGUAUCGCUACUGCAGAGGAUGCUUUGCUGGCAGUCCAUCACGGCGUUGAUGGUAUCGUUGUGUCCAACCACGGCGGACGACAGCUGAACGGCGCAUUGGCAACGCUGGACGCACUUCCCGAAGUAGUGGCAGCAGUACAGGGCAAGAUUCCCGUACAUGUCGACGGUGGUAUUCGACACGGCACAGACGUCUUCAAGGCAUUGGCACUCGGAGCCGACUUUGUCUGGAUCGGCAGACCAGUGCUUUGGGGACUGGCAUACAAGGGACAGGAAGGAGUUGAGCUGUGUUUGCGCCUGCUCUCGGACGAAAUCAGGCUUGCCAUGGGUCUCGCUGGUGUUACAAAGGUCGACGAGAUCUCGAAGGAGUAUUUGGUCAAGAUUGACAAGAGUGGAUUUGUUGCAAGACUGUAG